Molecule: messenger RNA, 1173 nt
Organism: Aspergillus melleus
Lineage: Eukaryota; Fungi; Ascomycota; Eurotiomycetes; Eurotiales; Aspergillaceae
Gene: cip2
Product: putative extracelular cellulose binding protein (Cip2)
Exons: 2
Coding region: 1-1173 (390 amino acids)
Source: RefSeq, a predicted model, not a curated record
AUGCUCGCCUGGCUAACGAUCAUAACACUUGUUUGCGUUCAAGUAAUCGCUCAAUGUCCCGAUCUCCCUCCUCUCUCUGAGCUCAAUGUCACGUCCACACUCCCUGACCCGUUUUCCUGGUACCCUGUAACCAGAGCCGACCGCGUAACAUCAAAGGAAGAUUGGGAGUGUCGCCGACAGCACAUCAGCAGCCUCCUCCAACAGGUCGAACUAGGCACUAAGCCCCCUACCCCAUCCGACAUCAGCGCCUCAUUGUCUCAGAAUAAGCUCUCCAUUACCGUGUCCGAGGGGUCAAAACAGAUCGCAUUCGAUGUCUCGAUCACUUAUCCCUCUGGUGCUGGCGAGGGACCUUUCCCGGCAAUGAUCGCCUACGGCGGACUUAGUCUUCCUCUUCCGGGGGGUGUCGCUACUAUCACGUUCGACAAUGGGGUCAUCGCUCAGCAGACUGACCAGAGUAGUCGUGGGAAGGGGCUGUUCUAUGAUCUCUAUGGUAGUGAUUAUAGCGCCGGAGCGAUGAUGGCCUGGGCCUGGGGUGUUUCUGUCAUUCUCGAUGCGUUGGAAUCUACCCCGUCUGCUAAGAUUGAUACCACGAAGGUUGGCGUCACCGGGUGUUCACGAAACGGCAAAGGCGCACUCGUGGCGGGCGCAUUCGAUUCCCGCAUUGCUCUUACUGUUCCGCAAGAAUCGGGAGCCGGUGGAUCAGGUUGCUGGCGUCUCUGCGAGGCUGAAGACGGCGGGUCGGGGAAUGUGCAGACGGCUGGGCAGAUCGUGCAGGAGAAUGUUUGGUUCUCGUCGGCUUUCAACUCCUAUGUUGAUCAGGUCAAUCGUCUGCCGUUUGAUCAUCAUAUGCUGGCUGGUCUGAUUGCUCCGCGAGCGCUCUUGUCGAUUGAUAAUGUUGGCUACGAGUGGCUGGGGCCGUGGUCUUCGUUGGGGUGUAUGAGUACGGCGAAAUUAGUGUGGGAUGCGCUUGGGGUGUCGGAUCAUAUGGGGUAUUCGUUGUCGACGGAUCACUCGCACUGUGCAUUUCCUGAUCAGCAGAAAGAUGAUCUGGAUGUAUAUGUCAGGCGGUUCUUGUUGGGCGAGGAGGUGAACACGUCGGUAGAGAAGAAUUAUCCCGGAGUGGAGUUUGAUCGCGAGGAGUGGGUGAAAUGGGAUUUCCCUUUGUUGCAGUAG